AUGGCCAACGCAAUCGGGGCGGAAGCAGUGCAGGCUGUUCUGGAUGGCUUCCUGUCGCCGAAGGCGGAGGAGAUCCUCGCGAGCCUCCGGACGCUUGCAGGGCUGUUGAAGACAGCUGGGGAGGAGGAGGAUCGGCGGGAGGUCGUCUCACUCCUCUCACUCCUCGAGCGGGCAUCUGCGCGUGCAGCCAGUCGCCAGGACAGUGCUGCCGGUGCGAUUGCUAUGGUUGUGAAUGUCUUGUUGAUGUCUAAACGUUCUGUCUGGUGGUGUGAUUACAGUUCCUGCGUUGUCAUCAUGACUCGUUCCGUCAAGGUCGCCACAGCCAGCACUGCAGGUUCUAGCAUCGCCGGGCCUUCCAACCGACAGAUCAUCUCGAAGCUUGGCUGCAAGAGCCCUGAGGUAGUGGCAUUCCUCACAGGCCACGGUGGCAGAGAGGACUUCCUCAAGGCCGCAGUGGAGAAGUUGAGGAGACAUGCAGAACGACUCUCUGGAGUGAAAUCGGACAUUGCCGGAACGGCCACACCACAGCGAGACGCAGCUGCAAGGAAGGAGAAGCGGAGGUGCUGCUGGAAACCUGAGUGGAUUGGGCUUCGGUCGGAGCCGGUCGGAAGUGGCGCGUCCGGCAUGAAGCACAUUGUUCUCAACUGCGCCAAUAUUGGUUGCACCUACGGAGAGAACGUUCUGAAGCGUACGAAGCCUGGUCAGAACAAGUUUGACUGGAAGGGUGUCGAGGAUGCCUACCAGUACUAUGAAGGUGCAGGCUUCACAGUCCACGCCAUCAUCGGUCAGCGGCUGCUGAGCCAGGUGGGUGGGCGCGACAAAAUCUCGCGGAAGUUAGAGUCCGCACUGGUGGUCAUCCCAUCGCGAGAUGGGCUUCCAGACAUCGAUGAUUACUCGACGAUCUUGGAGGCUUACAAAUGGAAGUGCUCCUAUGUCGACAACGAUAACUACCGCGAAUGGGGCGCGCGCAUGAAGGGCCGGCCGGAAGUGGCGAGGUGGUACGGGGAGAACAAGCGGCAGCUCCACAUCCCCUAUUACUUUGACCGGUUUGGGCACUUUACACCUCUGGACGGUGCUGCACCAGGAACUGCAGAGCCUUCUCGCAAAGAUCCGACGCCGAAUCUUCCUGCUGCGACAGCUUUGCAUCCUGCGCAAGAGCGACAAGCAUUGUCGAGCUCGCCGUCUGGCUCGUCUCAGACUGUCACUGCCGGGAACGCAGCACCGGCAUCGCUUGGGCCUGGCGGGCAACGGGCCCAAGAAGCUCGAUCACAGGGCGAAAAGCGUGGUGUUCAGGAGGCACCUGCAGGUAGCGAGCCUGCAGCAAAGCGCUCUCGUGGAGAGCUGGAGGUCAUUCAACUGGGCAAGGAGAUCAUCGCGCCUCCGACCAGCAAGCUGAAGUGGAAGGCAGUAGUGCCUGUCCAGGUCUGGCAGCGUCCGCAGGUUGGCGGUUAUCAGGAGUGUCUUCGCACGCUGAAACCAGGAGCAAUCUUCCUUCAAAUCGCACAGCAGCCACGCGAAGGGGUUCAGGGAUCAGAUGAUCAGAUGCUCUGCCUCUUCCUUUUGUACUUAGAGGCCUUUCAUUGGCCGGAGAGGCCAAUGCUGCAGAUGGCACAGCAAAUCUUGAACGGCUUGCUUGAUGGCUCGUUUGCCAAGAUCUUCAGCUUCUUACCCCGCGGAGAGCUGUCACCCGCAGCUUUGAAGGUCGGCAUUGCCGAGGGCAUCAAGACUGGCCGGCGGAUGCCGCGGAAGCACAUCACAUCUCUUUGCCAGUGGCGUAAUCAGCACGCGGAGGAGUCGCACGAUCAGGUAGCUUUGCAGCUCGCCUUUCAAGACUGUACAGGGGGCCUACAGCUGCGAUGCCUACAUGAGCAAGCUCUUGCUGUCAUGGACCCGGAGGACCUGGAGCUGCACUCCGACGUGGUCGCGGGCAGGCUGCAGGAUACCGAUGAUGACGUUUGCUUCGAGGCUCACAAGUGCUCCGAGACUAGAUUCAUGUCUGGGGUCCGCGUGUAA
This is a messenger RNA of Symbiodinium sp. CCMP2456, 2013 nucleotides long. The record is from the annotation of a GenBank genome assembly. Lineage: Eukaryota; Dinophyceae; Suessiales; Symbiodiniaceae.